GUUGCCAUACAGCCCAGUGCCAGCUGAUUUUUAACUAGUUUUCAUUAUCAAACGCAAAAGCGAAAAGAAUGUCGAAAUUCCUGUCCCAAACGGUUUUGAAUACGCUUCGUAACACGCGCAUUGGCCCGCGUCAGCUGGUGCGCAGUUUUGCGGGCAUCGCCUCCACGCGUAACAACGCGGAGCCGGCCCAACUGAAUGGACAGGCUCUAGGACGUGGUCUCUUGCAGAAGCAGCUGCCGCUGUCGGGCAGGAGGAGCAUGUUCAUCCAGACGCAGGACACCCCGAACCCGGACAGCCUCAAGUUCCUGCCCGGCGUGGAUGUCCUGGGAAAGGGCAACACCUACGACUUCCCCAACGGAACCACAGCACACAGCAGUCCUUUGGCCAAAUUGCUGUUCCGCGUGGAAGGCGUGCGAGGCGUGUUCUUUGGUGCCGAUUUCGUCACCAUCUCGAAACAGGAGGGUGCCGAGUGGAGCCUAAUUAAGCCUGAGGUGUUUGCCGUCAUAAUGGAUUUCUUUGCUAGUGGCUUGCCCGUCCUUCAGAACGCCGAGCCCAAUGCGGACACCGAAAUCCUCGAAGACGACGACGAGACGGUCAUGAUGAUCAAGGAGCUGCUCGAUACGCGCAUCCGUCCCACCGUCCAGGAAGAUGGCGGCGACAUCGUCUUCAUGGGUUACGAGGGUGGAGUCGUCAAGCUUAAGAUGCAGGGAUCCUGCUCUUCCUGUCCCAGCUCCAUUGUCACUUUAAAAAACGGCGUGCAAAAUAUGCUGCAGUUCUACAUACCGGAGGUGGAGUCGGUGGAGCAGGUCUUCGACGACGCGGACCGGAUGGUGGACAGCGAGUUUGAGCGCUUUGAGAAGAAUCUCAAGACGCUCAAGCAGCAGGAGCCAACUAGCGGCGUUCCUAAUUAGAAGGACUCAUUGUCUUUUCUCCUGUUUGCGUUGCUAUUUCUCUAGUUGUAUACAUAAUGUACAUGUAGUUGAUUGUUUAAAUAAAUUUACGGCUUUAAGCUUAACUUGUAAUGUA
Drosophila suzukii is the source of this 1026-nucleotide messenger RNA. Its product is annotated as NFU1 iron-sulfur cluster scaffold homolog, mitochondrial. Gene Ontology annotation, biological process: iron-sulfur cluster assembly. NCBI's taxonomy places the organism in Eukaryota, Metazoa, Arthropoda, Insecta, Diptera, Drosophilidae. Gene Ontology annotation, molecular function: iron ion binding; 4 iron, 4 sulfur cluster binding. Gene Ontology annotation, cellular component: mitochondrion. The record is from RefSeq and is a predicted model, not a curated record.